UAAAAAGCCGUGUAGUACAGUGGCCCCAAGAUAUCAGACAAAAAUUGCAUGUUGCAAAAGUGCAGAAAAAUAAUAAUUGUGGGCAAAGUUAGAAGUAACAAGUGCAAGUGUUUAACGUAGUUUAAGUUAAUACUGCAGCAAUGUGAGGCAGUUAAUUUGUUAUUGUUCAUACAGUGCGCUUUACUCUCUUUGUGGCCAGUUGUGGUCGGUCCAUAUUCCGAUUCUCGAAAAUCAUAGCAAACGAAGGGCUGCUUGCCACAGUGUUGCAACUAAAAAUUCAUGUCUAGGAGGAGAGGGAAGGACAAACAAAACGCAAACAAACGCACAAAGUCUACCCAAAACUUAAGCGAAAUAUCAUAAACCCAAAAUGGAGGAAAUUUCCAGCUUAGAUUCUUUUGGCGCCGACUCCAGCAAUGCUAGACCCGAAACAGAGACGCCAAAAUUUGAUGAUGCCGAAACGGAAAAUUCUGGCGAACAACAGGCGGCAAUUGUGGCCGAGGGAGAUACCCCGGCUUCUCCACCAGCCGAAGAUGCGGGCGGUAAUAUUGAGCCCGUGCCAAAGGUGGCCGGCGAAGCAGUUGAAGAAGAUUUCGAACAAAUCUCUGAAGGUUCCUUGGAUAUGGAAGAGAGUCAGUCACAGGGGAAAGUCGACAAACCUGAACCAGAGAAGACAGACCCAGAUCCCGCCCAAAUUGCCGAUGUGACAGACACGGCGGAGACGGAGGAACAGGAACCAAGUGAAAGCACAGAAGUCGAGGCUAGUACAGAGCAGCAAGAUGUCACGGCAUCUGCUCCCCAAGAAGAAGUACCUGAGGAGGAAGCUGCGGCUCCCCAGGAUGAAGAGGAGGAGGAGGAGGAAGAGAACUUUACAAAAACAAGUAACCUAGAAGAGACCGCUGAAACGGAUACUCUCGAGCAGGGGCAGGAGCAAGAGCCCGUGGAAGGCGAGGAUGCAGUUGAUGCCCCGCCUGCCUCCAAUGAAGCAAUGGAAGUGGAUGACGAAGCUGUUGCCGAAACAGCUGACAGUGCAGCGGCGGCAGCCACAUCUGACGAUGUAGAUAUGCAUUCCUUGGGAGGAGAUUCUCAUCAUGAGGCUGAUGUUGAUGCUGAUGCCCCAGCGCUCGAUGCCGAGGGCCAGGAUGAAGUUGAUACCAGCCUAGAGGAUAGAGAAGAUGAGGAUGCUGCGGCAGAUGACACUAUAGAAGGCGAGGUUGAUGCAGAACCAGAGCAUGGUGAUGAAACCGUUGAGAAUGUCCUGGAACCAGAAGAGUCAGAUGUUUGUCUUAUACCCGAUGAUCCGGAAACAGAAGUAACCGAAGCUGAAAAGGAAUUGGCCCGUGAAAAUGCUGAAAAAGCUGCCGUUGAAGAGGAAGCAGCGGAACAAGCAGAAGCCGCCUCCAAAGUAGCAUCACCUGCAAAUCAAGCAGAUGCCGCCAGCACUGCCGACUCAUCUGCUGAUAAAGAUGCGGACGCCGCAGAUGCAACAGCCACAGAUCCUGAUCAAGCCGACAAAGCUGCCACACCAGAUGCAACUAACGAGAGUGUGGAUGCGGAUGCCGAUAGAUCUGGUGAUGCUGCCGAAGCUGAUGGAGAUGCUGAUGCUGAUGAUGCGGCAGCAGAUGAUUCAACAACAACUGCAGGAGCGGGCGAGGCAGGAGCUAGUUCUAGUAAAACAAUAAUAAGCUGGAUUGUGGGCAGAACGGAAAAGUGUCGACAAUGUGGCACUGAGAAAAAUUGUGGUUUCCGUUGCAAACAGAGACCGGAGACAACAGAAACCGAAGAUGGUAGUGGUAGUGGUGGUGGAGAUGGAACAGAGGACACGUCAGUAAUUAGCAUUUACGAAUAUUUAUGUGAUCAAGCCUGCUGCGAUGCUUUAAUCGCUGAACAUCCUGGCAAAUAUUUUGUGAGACGUAAGAAGUUUUUGGUUGAAGAGUUACCCCAAGACGCAUCCAAAUCCUUAGAUGUGGGAGACGAUGACCAAGACAAUCAGCAGGCAGCAAGUGCUGAAGGUGAAGGCGAAGGCGAAGACGCUGCACCUGCUGCUGCUAGAGAGGAGACAGACAGCAGUCGUGGACCCGUAAACAAGACCUGUCUGCAAUGUAAAGAGGAGAAGAAAUGCAAAUAUUUCCUGCGACAGGAGCAAGAAUCGUUCUAUAUCUGCGAUGAUGAUUGUUUCAAUCUCUUGAAUGCCGAAGAGCCGGACAAAUUUAAAUUAAAACGGCAUUCCAUACGGGUACGAAAUAUUGGAGCCACAACAAUACGUUCGCCCAGCAAGAGGGCCGAGAGCAGCGGCAGUGUGGUGGCCCGUACCAAUGCCGAGGCGGAGGCAGCUCGUUUGGAUCGCAUGGAAAGUUUUCGGCGGCGAUGCUCCGACUGUAAUGCGGAGAUAACAAUGAACGACAAGCAACUUGUGUGGGAGACCAUGGAUUUCUGCAAUGAGGUCUGCCUGGGCAGUUAUCAGCGCACAAUUGGAGCCAACUGUGAGACCUGCAAACAGGAGGUGAGCUCAACAGCUCUCGGCAAGUAUUGUGUACGCUUCGGCUUCGAUGUGAGGCAAUUCUGUUGUGCCGCCUGUCUCAACACCUUCAAGAAGGGCCUGAAGACAUGCUCGUGCUGCCAGAAGGACAUUAGCAGUGGCCAAGAGGGUUUUCUGGCUCCAGUCGGGGACAAGGAUCAAUUCAAAGACUUUUGCUCACAGGCCUGUCUGCGGCGAUACGAUAGCAUGUGCAAUCCCAAGAAGAAAUUGCGCACCGACAUGUGUGGCGUGUGCAAUAACGAGAAGCCAGUGCGUGUGGAAAUGCUUCUGGAGGACAAGGAGCAUUUUUUCUGCUCGAAUCCCUGCUUCUCGGCCUUUAAGUUUGUGAGCAAUGUGAAUGCCGAUCCCUGUGCCAUGUGCUCCAAGUAUUUUGAACGCAAGAGCGCCGAUGCCUACACCAUUUACUAUGAUCAGCAGCAGGCACCGAAAAUGUUCUGCUCGCGGAUCUGCAUUAACGUCUACAUCAUUGUGAAUCGACACAUUGUCUCCUGUCAGUGGUGCAAGGUGAAGAAGUAUAAUUUUGAUAUGAUCUAUCAGCAGCAGGGCGAUCAGGAGACACUCACCUGUUCGAUCAAUUGUCUGACCAUGCAUGGUGUCAGUUGUAAUAUAUCCGCCCGGACCGUAACCAAAUGCGACAAUUGUAGCAACUUCAGCACCCCGCAAUACCAUCUAACCAUGUCGGAUGCAUCGAUGCGCAAUUUCUGUACAUAUCAGUGUGUGAUGCAGUUCCAAAAUCAAUUCGCCCGUGCCCCACUCACCCUGGACAGUGAUUUGCCAAGCACCAGCAGUGGCAGCAGUAAGUCUCAAUCUUCAUCCGGUUCGACGCGAGGUAACAAAAAUGCGGCACCAUUUCCCACUGGUCUACCCAAACGGGUCAAACUGAAGCUGCAAACGGGUGGCAAAAACAAUUCUGUUGGUGGCAGCAACAAGAAAUCAGCUGGAGGAGGCACAGUGGUACCAGUUAUAUCGACUGUCCAAUCCUUAGCUAGCGGUGAGACGGAAGCUCGCCUUGGCAAUUUGACAGUGCGACGUAAACGUGGACGAGGUAAAUUGGAUUCACCGCCACCGCUGGUCAUGUCGGUGACUCCGUCGACAACGACUGCCCUGGGUCGUGGAAGGCCGCGCAAGCAUGUCGACUACAAUGUGGCACGUUCACCAUCGCCCCCGAGUCUGCCAGGGGCAGGUAUGCCGACUGGCCGUAGGAGUACCGUAACGGGCAAUGAUUUUGGGACGAAUACCGUUACGGAAACGAAAAUCAUCACUGUGCCGCCUUAUCCGAAGGCUGUGCGCAAUGUCAAUAUCAGUUGUAAACCCAUGACAGUCAAUCAGGGCGAACAGUGUCAACCUACAAUGAGGGAUUGUGUUACACAAACGGAUAAGGAUUACUCCAAUAAAGUGCUGAUCCCAGUGCCAGUGCCGAUUUUUGUGCCGCAGCCCAUGUAUAUGUAUUCGGCACCGUUCCCUGUACCCGUACCCAUUCCGUUGCCCAUACCAGUGCCGAUCUUUAUACCCACCACACGUAACACAUCGCAGGGCAUACUGAAGGAGAUUAAGAAGAUUCAGGAUAAGAUGCCAGAGGAUCCGCUGGAGGCGGAACUGUUAAUGAUGGCCGAAAUGGUGGCCGAAGAGAAACAUGACUCGGACUCGGAUUCGGACAAUGAGAUCAAACCGGAUCCAGGCCUAGUGACGCUGCAAUAUCAAAAUAGCCUCGAUGCGGUUAACCAGCAGCAGCAGCACCAACAAGUGGUGGAUGUCAGUGCGACGGGCCAUAAUCCCUAUGGUGACGAUAUGCUUCAAAUUGCUCUCAAAAUGGCAACCGGCGACUACGAUAAUCAUCAUCAGACGACAACAGUGGACCUGGAAUCCACAAUGACGGCAAAUACGAUUAGUAAUCAAUCGCCCAUGGGUCAUGAUUCCAUGUCCCAAAUGAGUGUACAUCAUUUAGAUCAACAGCAUCACAUGUUGGAUGCCGCACAGCGUUCUCCACGUGGUCGUAAGCGUAGCGCCAUCCUUGAGUCACCCGUCCGUAACAAUCGUUCGCCGGUAAAGAGACAACGACCCGGCGAUCUGGAUCACUCGGCCCUUCAGCAACAAUCACAACAGGCCCAACAGCCGCAGGAGAAGCCCGAUGCCCAGAUGUUCCUCAAGUAUACGUUCGGCGUGAACGCCUGGAAGCAAUGGGUCAUGACAAAGAAUGCUGAUAUCGAGAAGAGCUCAAUGCGUCGGCGUCCGUUCAAAACGGAACUACUUCAAAUGACGGCGGACGAACUGAAUUAUUCGCUCUGUCUGUUUGUCAAGGAAGUCCGCAAGCCAAAUGGCACAGAAUACGCACCCGAUACCAUAUACUAUUUAGUGUUGGGUAUCCAGCAAUAUCUUUAUGUUAAUGGGCGCAUUGAUAAUAUCUUCUAUGAUCCUUACUAUGAACGAUUUACGGAAUGUCUCGAUGAAGUGGCUCGCAAGUUCUCCGUGCUGUACAAUGAUUCACAAUAUAUUGUUACCCGUGUGGAGGAGGAGCAUCUGUGGGAGUGUAAACAACUUGGAGCCCAUUCGCCGCAUGUUCUGCUUAGUACGCUGAUGUUUUUCAACACGAAACACUUUAAUCUAACCACCGUUGAAGAGCAUAUGCAAUUGAGUUUCUCCCACAUAAUGAAGCAUUGGAAGCGGUCAUCACAAAACUCAAAGGUACCAGGCACACGCAACGUCCUGUUACGAUUCUAUCCACCACAGGCGGGUCUGGAUGCCAAUCCGCGCAAGAAAAAGGUCUAUGAACAGCAGGAAAAUGAGGAUAACCCACUGAGGUGUCCGGUGCGACUCUACGAAUUUUAUCUCUCCAAAUGUCCUGAGAGCGUAAAGACACGUAAUGAUGUAUUUUAUCUGCAACCGGAACGGUCUUGUGUGCCCGAUUCACCCGUUUGGUACUCUACACAAGCUCUUGGCCAGGAUGCUCUGCAACGGAUGUUGCAUCGCGUGAAAAUGGUCAAAGAAAUUAACAUAGCUCUAUUAACAACUUAAUGUUUAGUUAGGCAGAUGAUAAUUUACACCUAUAUAUAUAGAUAUAUAUGUAGAUUUAUAUAUAC
Drosophila willistoni is the source of this 5613-nucleotide messenger RNA. It is a transcript of the gene woc, whose product is annotated as zinc finger MYM-type protein 4. The transcript is spliced from 11 exons. NCBI's taxonomy places the organism in Eukaryota, Metazoa, Arthropoda, Insecta, Diptera, Drosophilidae. Gene Ontology annotation, molecular function: zinc ion binding. The record is from RefSeq and is a predicted model, not a curated record. The coding region runs from base 368 to 5548 and encodes 1726 amino acids.